GACACGGCUUGGUGGAGGUACCGGCAGGGUCUGAGGCCUGGAGAAAAGCAUAACAGGGAUGAGUGGUCCCCAGACAGGAAAUCCUUGACGGCAAAGGGAGAUGGGGACAGAAAACAUUCAGGCUUCUGUUUUAGAAGGAGAAAGACUAGAUGAAUUCAGAGAAGGCUGAGCACACAGGGUGAUGGGGGAUGAGAGCCAGGGAGGCAGCUUGGGGGCGCCAUCCCUGACUGAACCCAGGCCGAAGGGUUCUUUACAGACUUUUGCAGCUGGGAACCAUGUCUCAGCCAGCGGCCAAGGCCUCGGCAACAGCUGCGGUGAACCCAGGGACUGAUGGGAAGGGCUCAGCCCCGGGCUCCGGCCCCGCCCAGGCCCCAGCCCAGCGGGUGCCCGCUGCCAAAGGGGACCUGCCUCCCGGGAGCUACAAGCUGGUGGUCUUUGAGCAGGAGAACUUCCAGGGCCGGCGGGUGGAAUUCUCCGGGGAGUGCUUGAACCUGGGAGACCGCGGCUUCGACCGAGUGCGCAGCCUCAUUGUCGUCUCAGGACCCUGGGUUGCCUUUGAGCAGUCCAACUUCCGGGGGGAGAUGUUCAUCCUGGAGAAGGGCGAGUACCCACGAUGGGACACGUGGUCCAGCAGCUACCGCAGCGACCGGCUCAUGUCCUUCCGGCCCAUCAGGAUGGACGCCCAGGCGCACAAGCUCUGCCUGUUUGAAGGUGCCAACUUCAAGGGCAACACCAUGGAGAUUCAGGAGGACGAUGUGCCCAGUCUCUGGGUCUACGGCUUCUGUGACCGCGUGGGCAGCGUGAAGGUCGCCAGCGGAACCUGGGUCGGCUAUCAGUAUCCUGGCUACCGCGGGUACCAGUACCUCCUGGAGCCUGGUGACUUCCGGCACUGGAAUGAGUGGGGAGCCUUCCAGCCACAGAUGCAGGCUGUGCGCCGCCUGCGUGACAGACAGUGGCACCGUGAAGGCUGCUUCCCUGUGCUGGCCGCUGAGCCCCCCAAGUGAGUCUACACACCACUCUUCUCUCGUGACCCACCCUUCCAGAGGCUCAUCUUCCCCAUGCAAAUAAAAGUUCCUGAAGCCAAAA
Messenger RNA from Orcinus orca (killer whale), 1086 nucleotides. RefSeq names its product crystallin beta B1 (gene CRYBB1). Gene Ontology annotation, molecular function: structural constituent of eye lens. Gene Ontology annotation, biological process: visual perception; lens development in camera-type eye. NCBI's taxonomy places the organism in Eukaryota, Metazoa, Chordata, Mammalia, Artiodactyla, Delphinidae. The transcript is spliced from 5 exons. The record is from RefSeq and is a predicted model, not a curated record. Bases 276 to 1004 code for a protein of 242 amino acids.